AGCUGAAAAAACGACUGAAAAGACUCUCCUGUAGUUUAGCAAAAAAUAUUGAUUAACGAUCUACGCCCCUCAAAUCAGCUUCGACGGUGACUGUAACUGUAGAGAUUAUUGUUGCGAGAUUUAAACUACGUAACGUAAUGGAUAUUUGUUUAGAUUACGAAACGCAGUAUUUUUUAUUCCAUCCUCGUAUAUUCAUAGAUGGAGUAUAUAAUGCAUUUUACGAAAAUAUAUUUAAUUUGCUGGAUGAUCUGAAACAAUUUUUGACGGAUGAGUUUGCCAACGUGAUAGAACCAUUCAAUGUUGCAAUUCAGACGGAUUCCGUAUUGCGAGAAUUGGUCAAGAGAUUAGACAAAGCAAUUGACAAACUGGAGGUUUAUUUGAUUGCAAAUGUGUUUAAAAUCCCAAAGUAUGUUGUCUUGAAAGAAGAUACUAUACACAUUACAAAUCCUGUUACAAAAAGUGAUGAAAAGAAACUAGAUGAUGAAAUUAAAGAACUUAAGCAUCAGAUUUUAGAGACAACUCAAUUGAAUUUGACUGUUACAUUUUAUGAUGUAGAAACAGCAUACUUGUACAGCGACUUAAACGAGGAUGUAUAUAUGACUCCUCCAACUGGUUAUGAGCAACCGACUGGAGAAGGAAAA
Messenger RNA from Stegodyphus dumicola, 641 nucleotides. Its product is annotated as protein MIS12 homolog. Lineage: Eukaryota; Metazoa; Arthropoda; Arachnida; Araneae; Eresidae. The record is from RefSeq and is a predicted model, not a curated record.